AUGACCAGCAACAUUAGGCCAUUUGGGCUGACGGUCAUUCAUAACCCUCCCGAGACGGCAACAGUUGACAUUGUCUUAGUCCACGGGCUCAGUGGCCAUCCAAAAGAUACAUGGACUAGCGACACGGGCACUUUUUGGCCUGCUGAUUUGUUACCACAUGCACUGGGCCAGUCUCGGGCUAGAGUGCUCACUUACGGGUACGAUGCCUCUGUACAAAAUUUUACAGAUGGUAACGGCUCUGGUGGAAUACACGGCGUUGCUGAGACCCUGGUGUCAUCACUCGCAGCGAACAGAAAUCUUCGAGGAUGCUCUGAGAGACCCAUUAUAUUCAUUUGCCAUUCUCUCGGGGGCAUCGUUGUCAAAAAAGCUCUCAUCUAUUCGCACUCCGUCUCCAACAAGAGAGUGAAGCACCUGAGAUCGGUUUUAGUAUCAACAUAUGGAUUGAUAUUCCUGGGAACCCCACACAAUGUUGACGAUGCUGGGCAAUGGAGCAUGGCUCUGCAAAUGCUAUGCGAAGCGAUACUGCCUCAGCAGCUCGUCCAAUCUUCCCCACAGCUAAUAAGGACCUUGAGUGAAAAUAACGAAUCUAUAAGGGACACCAACAGCCUUUUUGCAGAUUUGUGGAAUAAAUUCCAUGUUUGUUUCUUUUACGAAACCGAGGGCAUCAGUCUUGAAGGAUACAAGUAUGUGGUAGUGGAUGAACGCAGUGCUGCCCCGAUCAUAGAAGGCGCUGAGCGUGCUGGAAUCGCAGCCGAUCACAUCCAUAUGUGCAAAUUUGAUGAUGCAAGCGCCACAUACUGGAAAUUCAUGGCGGGAAUUCUUUCGAGAUAUUGCAUUGAGGCACCCCACAGUUUGCACCGUCUAUCGAAGACAAGCCCAAUGAGCAGAUCAUUGGUAUGCAGUACAAUGUCCCUGUCCCAAGACUACUACAAGAACAACAUUUUUUGUGGGAUGUACAACAAAACUUAG
Messenger RNA from Aspergillus candidus, 969 nucleotides. Its product is annotated as esterase/lipase family protein. The transcript is spliced from 4 exons. The record is from RefSeq and is a predicted model, not a curated record. NCBI's taxonomy places the organism in Eukaryota, Fungi, Ascomycota, Eurotiomycetes, Eurotiales, Aspergillaceae. Bases 1 to 969 code for a protein of 322 amino acids.